Messenger RNA from Esox lucius (northern pike), 1640 nucleotides. RefSeq names its product keratin, type II cytoskeletal 8-like. Lineage: Eukaryota; Metazoa; Chordata; Actinopteri; Esociformes; Esocidae. The transcript is spliced from 8 exons. The record is from RefSeq and is a predicted model, not a curated record. The coding region runs from base 62 to 1144 and encodes 360 amino acids. Gene Ontology annotation, cellular component: keratin filament.
GGCUGGUUCUUAAGUGCUUCUCUCUCUUAUUCUGUCACACUGACAAAUACUCACUGAAAAGAUGUCCAAACCAGGCGGCGACAAAUUCCUGUCCAGCACUACAUUCGAGGUCUCCACUGACCUUCUCAAACCCAUGGACCCCAAGGUCAACCCCAUGGACCAAUCAACCAAAGCCACGGAGAAGGACCAGAUGGUUGGACUGAAUGACAAGUUUGUAGCAUUCAUUGACAAGGUGCAAAACCUGGAGCAGAAAAACAACGUCCUGGAAACACGUGUGAGGAUCCUGAAACAGCAGGUGUACUACAAGGGCGACGUGGACGAGGUGGUCCAGCAGCUGUCCAUUGAGCUGCAGCAGCAGAUUGAGGGUCUGACCCGGGACAAACUGAAGCUGGAGCAAGAACUGGCCCGUUGCCAAGAGGAUGUGAACCAAACACGGGACAGGUACGCGGAUGAGCUCCAGAGGAAGACGGUUCUGGAGGAUGACUUUGUGAUCACCAAGAAGGAUGUGGAUGAGGGCCACUUGGCAGCCGUGGAUUUGGCUCUGGAACUGGAGGAACUGAUGGGUGAACUGGACUUCCUGAGGCGGGGCUACGAUGAGGAGCUGAAGGAGCUGCAGUCUCAGGUCCAGAAUGAGACGGUGAUCGUGAGGGAGCGCAACAACAGAGCCCUCAACAUGGACAAGGUCAUCGAAAGCGCACAGAUUCAGUACGAAGAAAUGGCCAUCCGUGCCAGAGAGGAAUCAGAACUCUGGAACCAGAAAAAGAUAGAUGACAUUGUGCAGACAGCAGGAAAGUAUGAGCAGGACGCACGUGACAUGAAGAAGGACAUAGCUGACAUGCUCCGUGUUACCCAGAGACUAAGGGCAGAGCUGGAGGGCCUCAACAAGCAGAAAACGGAUCUGGAGAAAGACAUUGAGGAUUCAGAUGUUGGUGGUCAGAGGGAGUUGGAGCAGGCGAGGGAAAACAUGCUUGCGCUAGAGCAGGCUCUGCACAGGGCCAAGCAGGACAUGACCCGCCAAGUCAGGGAGUACCAGGAACUGAUGAACCUCAAACUGGCCCUGGACAUUGAGAUCGCCACCUACAGGAAGCUACUGGAGGGAGAGGAGAAGAGAUUGAAUGACUAUGUGCGUCAGCAAGAUUAUUAAAACCUCAACAACCAGUGCCAGUACUUCCUUCUAUGUGGAGGUUGAUUGACCACUGAAGCCUGUCUGGUUUUUGAAGCCCUUGCCAAAGAAAUGUCUGGUGUUUAAAACUGAGGUGAACGUGGUUUGCCAGGGUAGCAUAUGAGAGCUCAUAUUACUCAGAAAAUGACUUACACCUACUGUUACUCUGCUUUCACAACAUCAGCACUGUGUUUCACUUCUCUAAAUUCUCAAUCUAAAAUACAUUAAAAAAAAGUGUUAGAGUUCUUUUAUUUAAGCUACAGACCGACACAGAGGCUUGUACAAAAAUGCGUGCUGGGCUCUUUUUCACUACGCUUGUGCUCAUGUGUACACCAUCUGCUACACAGCUUGAAUUUCACUGAACCGUGUCCAUAAUAAAAGGCCAACUAAGGUAGCAAAUAUGAGUUUGGAAAUAAUGUCUGUCUCUCACCAAAUAGAAACCACCCCUUACCUCAAGGUAGAAUUGGACCUAUUAUCA